AUGACGGCUACCACAAUCAUCGCAGCUGUACCAACAAACCAACACGACCAUACCAUUGGUCAUUGCCGCGCUCAACGGCACACGCUCUAUGAGUACACCGAGCAUUGCCAAACACAAGGAACGCAACAACAACACGUUCAAGAAUCUGCUGUUUCGCAACCUAAGGUCUGCAGUGAAGAGGAAUGGACAGAGAGUCCCGAAGAACUUGCGCGCUGGGGAAUACAAGCUUCUGAGCCGGCGCGACAGGACGCUGCUUCUGCGAGGAGAGUGCAUAAAGAGGCAGAGUGUCUGAGGAUUGAGGAUGUUGCAAAGUUUUGGCAGUGA
This is a messenger RNA of Bipolaris oryzae ATCC 44560, 324 nucleotides long. RefSeq lists its product as uncharacterized. NCBI's taxonomy places the organism in Eukaryota, Fungi, Ascomycota, Dothideomycetes, Pleosporales, Pleosporaceae. The transcript has a single exon. Bases 1 to 324 code for a protein of 107 amino acids. The record is from RefSeq and is a predicted model, not a curated record.